AGCAGGGUUUCUCCGAACGCAGCAUGGGCAAGCGGAGUGCCAGACAGGCCAACAUUGAGCCGGCCAGAUAGCCCACUGAUCGAGCCGAGCCGAACCGGCCGGCAAAAAAAAGUGAGUGCUUACUGAAGGCUGAUCUCAGACAGCUUUCUCCUGCUCUGCUCCUGCACCUCAGUCUGCAUUCGCUUUUAUAUCUCUUAUAUCACACACAAUGAUUCGGCUGGGCGUUCAGCGCAUACAGGCAGCACAGGCUGCUAGGAUGAUCCAGCCAGUUGCUCGGCACAUGUCGACAGAACAGCCGCCCGCAAAGGAUGGGCGCAAAAAGACACCAAGGUCCAAAUACAUGGGGGUGCGGCCAGAGUCGCCGGCGAUCGUGCGCAUGGCCGACUCGUUUGCCGAGGCUGCACCCUCAUUCGACAUAGUAGCAGAGCUCGACGCAUUCCGGUUUUCUAGCGAAGACCUGAUCCGGCAGCUGCCCGCAGUCCGCACACAACUGGCCAGCGACGCUUCAGUAUCGAUUAGCCCGGCGGAGCUGGCAGCGACGAACCGCAAGGAAACGCUCGAUCUGUUAAAUCGAGCUGCGGGUAGACAGAGCAGAGAAAAUCAAGGGUGCGUUCCGGGUCGACCAGCUAAAGGAGUACUUGGAGCGGCACGGCAAACCGGUAUCUGGCAGCAAGGGCAAGUUGGUGAACCGGAUUAUCACGGAUGUAUGGGGCAUUUCGCCAACGGCCCUUAGGAGCUCAAGCUCAACAAGCCCAAGGAGGAGGCAGUGCAGGAUGGCAUUGACCUUGCCACUCAGUAGCGCGUCGUUGGAGGCGGUCAGG
Messenger RNA from Linderina pennispora, 821 nucleotides. RefSeq lists its product as uncharacterized. The record is from RefSeq and is a predicted model, not a curated record. NCBI's taxonomy places the organism in Eukaryota, Fungi, Kickxellomycota, Kickxellomycetes, Kickxellales, Kickxellaceae. The transcript has a single exon. The coding region runs from base 209 to 733 and encodes 174 amino acids.